CUGUCAUUUCUCUUGUGAGGCCCUCAGACGAUUGUCUGCACUCAUAAGGUCUGGCGAUAGUAAGUGCAGUGUUGUAACCUGCACAAUAUAGGAAAGAGAACUAGUGCAUCCAUUUUCAUCCCAAAAGAUGUAAGAUCCUGUGAGGACGCGCGGUGGCGCUGCAGGAUAAGAAGGUACAAACUGGAACCACAGCUGCGCCUCCAUUACCAGGCAAAACUUAACGGCAGAGCCUGGAAGCCCACGACAAGCUUGGGUGCCACAGAAGGACGACCGGGUCCUCUAAAAAGGACUACUCAGAGGAAUAUUCUGAGGUAUCUUGUGGAAUUAUCACAGCUCAGACACUGAAUUCUUUACAGCUCAGCGGAACCAGCUGAGAUUGUACCAAAUAAGAACAAUGGAGGCCAGCAGGAAGCUCAUUUGCAGACAAAGGCAAGUCCUUUUCUUCUUUUUCUUCUUGGGCUUAUCUCAGGCGGGCACUGAACCUAGGCGCUAUUCUGUGGUGGAGGAAACUGAGGGGAGCUCGUUUGUAACCAGUUUAGCAAAGGACCUGGGUCUGGAGCAGGGGGAACUCUCCAAGCGGGGGCCUAGGGUCAUUUCCAAAGGGAACAAACUGCAUUUGCAGCUCGAUCAGGAGACCGGGGACUUGUCGCUAAAUGAGAAACUGGACCGCGAGGAAUUGUGCGGUCACACAGAGCCCUGUGUGCUGCGUUUCCAGGUGUUGCUAGAGAAUCCCUUAGAGUUUUUUCAAGCUGAGCUACAAGUAAUAGACAUAAAUGACCACGCUCCGGUGUUCAUGGACAGAGAGAUGUUGCUGAAAAUAUCAGAGAGCAGUCCGCCUGGGACUGCAUUUCCUUUGAAGAACGCUCAGGACAUGGAUGUAGGACGAAAUAAUAUUGAGAGCUAUAUAAUCAGCCCCAACUCCUAUUUUGGAGUCCAUACCCGCCAACGCAGCGAUGGCAGUAAAUAUCCCGAGCUGGUGCUGGACAAAGUGCUGGAUCGCGAGUCGGAACCUGAGCUCAGGUUAACCCUCAGCGCUCAGGAUGGCGGCUCUCCACCACGUUCUGGCACCGCUCAGGUCUACAUUGAAGUCGUGGACAUCAACGAUAAUGCUCCCAAAUUUGAGCAGCCUUUCUAUAGGGUGCAGAUCCCUGAGGACAGUCCCACAGGCUUCCUGGUUGUCACGGUCUCUGCUACCGAUAUAGACAUAGGAGUCAACGGAGAGAUUUCCUAUUCGCUUUUCCAGGCUUCAGAAGAGAUGAGCAAAACCUUUGAGAUCAAUCCCAUGACAGGAGACAUUCGAUUGAAAAAACAUCUUGAUUUCGAAACAAUUCAGUCCUAUGAGAUCAAUAUUGAGGCCAGAGAUACUGGAAGCUUGUCUGGAAAAUGCACGGUUCUGACUCAAGUUUUGGAUGUGAACGACAAUGCCCCAGAAGUAACCAUGUCCGCACUUACCAGACAGAUCCCUGAGAACUCACCUGAGACUGUGGUUGCAGUUUUCAGUGUUUCGGAUCUUGAUUCAGAAGAAAACGGGAAAAUAAGUUGCUCCAUCCAAGACGAUCUACCCUUUUCCCUAAAAUCUUCCUUGGAAAACUUUUACACCCUAGUAACAGAGAAGCCACUGGACAGAGAGGCCAGAGCCGAGUACAACAUCACCAUCACCGUCACCGACUUGGGGACACCCAGACUGAAAACCGAGCACAACAUUACCGUACUGGUCUCCGACGUCAACGACAACGCCCCGGCCUUCACCCAAACCUCCUACACGCUGUUCGUCCGCGAGAACAACAGCCCCGCCCUGCACAUCGGCAGCGUCAGCGCCACAGACAGAGACGCGGGCGCCAACGCCCAGGUCACCUACUCGCUGCUGCCGCCCCAGGACCCGCAGCUGCCCCUGGCCUCCCUGGUGUCCAUCAACGCGGACAACGGGCAGCUGUUCGCCCUGAGGGCGCUGGAUUACGAGGCCCUGCGGGUCUUGGAGUUCGGCGUGGGCGCCGCGGACCGCGGCUCCCCGGCGCUGAGCAGCCAGGCGCUGGUGCGCGUGCUGGUGCUGGACGCCAACGACAACUCGCCCUUCGUGCUGUACCCGCUGCAGAACGGCUCUGCGCCCUGCACCGAGCUGGUGCCCAGGGCGGCCGAGCCGGGCUACCUGGUGAGCAAGGUGGUGGCGGUGGACGGCGACUCGGGCCAGAACGCCUGGCUGUCGUACCAGCUGCUCAAGGCCACGGAGCCCGGGCUGUUCAGCGUGUGGGCGCACAACGGCGAGGUGCGCACGGCGCGGCUGCUGAGCGAGCGCGACGCGGCCAAGCACAGGCUGCUGGUGCUGGUCAAGGACAAUGGCGAGCCGCCGCUGUCGGCCAGCGUCACGCUGCACGUGCUGCUGGUGGACGGCUUCUCGCAGCCCUACCUGCCGCUCCCGGAAGCGGCUGCCGACGCGGCCCAGGCCGACCCGCUCACCGUCUACCUGGUCAUCGCGCUGGCGUCGGUGUCGUCGCUCUUCCUGUUCUCGGUGCUGGCGUUCGUCGCGGUGCGGCUGUGCAGGAGGAAUAGGGCCUCCUGGGUGGGUGGCUGCUCGGUGCCUGAGGGCCACUUCCCGGGCCACCUGGUGGACGUCAGCGGCACGGGGACCCUGUCCGAGAGCUACAAGUAUGAAGUGUAUCUGAGGGGAGGCUCAGGGACCAGCGAGUUGAAGUUUCUGAAGCCUAUCGUGCCCAAUUCCCAAGGCAAUUACCUUGCGUCAGAAAUAGAAGAAAACCCCAGCUUUAGAAAUGACUUUAGUUUCAGUAUUCAGGGACAAUAAUUCUUUAUCAUAUUCCAAAUAUUUAAAAUUGAUUAGUUCAAGGUGAUGGAUUUUCAGUCAAUCUAUUAUGAAUUUUUCAAUUACACUAAACUUGCUGGAAAUUUUCUGAUAUUCCAUCAUUUUAAAGAAUGGUAUUUUGUUUGUUUUUCCAUUACUAUAACAAGAUGAAUGGUCCUUAGUUUUGCCUCUCAAAAGACUGAUGAAAUCAAUAGUUCAAAUGCUGAAUCUGGAAUAGCUUAUGAAUUAUUAGAGGUAAAACAGUUAAAAGUUAAUUCUAUAUGUGAUUAAAUUUCCUUGAGCUUUUAAAUUUUUCAUUAGUUUUUAAACCAUUAGGUAUAUAAGAGCAGUAAUACAUUAACACUUAUGGGGAAGUAUGCCUAACCAGGAAGGAAAGAGAACUGGUACCAUGAGAAUUUGGGUCUUGCUUUAUUCUGUUCUCAUAGCAGUUAUCUUUGCUAUUGUUUUCUCUUAAAAUGUUAUAUUGAUGGUGCUUCCUUUCAUUAAUAUACCAGUGUUAAUUUUAAUAUAAUCAUUUUGAUUGUUUUCCUUUAGUUUCAUUGGUGUUCAAAGGAGAGAGUAAGCUACACUGUAUUUAUCCUGUGAGAUGAAAUAGCAUAGUAGUGAAACCGGCUUUUCCCUCUUGGGAAACACAGAGCAUCUGUGACAGAAAAUGCAGUGGCCACCCAAUACCCAUUCAUUUUUUCUUCUUUAAUAACUGACUUUAGAUUUCACUAAAGGCAUUAGUGUGCUUAUUCAAAAGAAUACAUUUUGCCAACCUCCUUAGCAGCCAGAACGGGGCAUUUGACCAGGGUUUAGUCAAUGACAUGUAUAUACAAAUAUUGUAGAAGACUUCCAAGAAAUCUGUUUAGGGGAGAUAACUCAUCCAGGAAUAGGUCCUUUUUUGUCUUUCUCUAACUGUUCUUUGCUGCUUAUAAAUUGUAAGUCAUAGUUGGAACACAGCCAGCCAUGUUGGGCCAUAAAGCAACACUAAGGAUUGAAAUAAUAGACGAAGAACGACCAUAUAGAAUAAAUUUUUAAACGAUGAGGGUCCUUGAUGAUCACAGAGUCAUUAUGUCAUCCUGAAUUUCUUCUUCUGAACUUUUUUACUCGGUAAAUAAAGGAACUUCUAUCUCAUUUAAGCCACUAUCUUUUUAGUUUUGUGCCCCCCUCCAGUGGAAUCUAAUCCUAAUGCUUUAAUAUUAAGAUUUUUCAUUAAACUAUUGUAUAAUAAGUAAAAUGCGCAGAUCUUAAGUGUAUAGUUUGAUCUAACUGAUCUUUUUAAGCUUUCGUUUCUUGAUUUCUAAUUUAGUUAAAAGUCAUGUACAGAGUGCUUUACAUUUGUCAUCUUUUUAAUCCUCUGCCAAACCUUAAGGGAGUUGGCAUAUUAUACCCUCUUUUACAUAUGAAAAACUGAAGCUAAGAAAGGUGAAGUAAAUUGCUUGAAAUUCUGCACAGUAAAAGGAAAAUUUUGAAAUAUAUCCUCAGUCUACUUGAAUUGAAUGCCGCAGUUCUUAACUCAUAUGCUAUAAUGGCAAGCGUUAACUGGUAGCAUUGUCUUCCUAACAAAGGAAGUGAAAUCCAUCUAUUCCAUGAACUGAACUCCUAUGUAGAAAUGUGACUAUUGUUCUAUAGUGUGUAUUUGUUUCUAUAUCAAUGGCCACACUGUUCUGGACCAAUAAACCCAAAGUUCUUAUAGAAGCACUGACCUACAUAAGCUAGUUCAGGUACCACAAUUAAUCUUCAACACAAGUGAAUCAGCUGAUUAUCUUUCUGUACAUUUUCAACAUAUUACAUUCAUUAUUGCCGAAACAAAUGCCUUGAAUAGGCAUUUGUUUAUUCGUCUAUUAUUUCAAUCCUUAGUGUUGCUUUAUCCUAUAGUUGUAUUUCUUGAAUUUCUUUUACUAUACCUUCAGUCUUUUUCUGUCAUCCCUAAAACAUACUUUUCAUUUUCUUUGGAAAGUUGAAACUUGCUUUAUUAUACAGAUAUUUGUAAGUCCCUUAUUCAAAUUAAAUAUGCUGUUGUCAUUUUAGUUUACCAUUUAUUUGAAAGCAGUUGCUAUCUUAGUAUUAAUUAUAAAUUAAAUAACUAACUUCAGAAAAGUAUCAACAAUAUUGUGGAGGAAUUUUUAUCACUAAAUAAUUUAGAGAUUCUGGAAAUUUAUGGGAAAAUGAUAGGUUCCUAUUACUUUCUGUUAUAAUUAACAAUAUUUUUUGGCAACUCCUCUUUAAAAGUAUGCUGAAAAAAAAAAUGUCUAGGGUCACGAAUGACUUUCUUCUGAAAGAAUGGCUCACCAGAACUGAAUCAGACAUUCUUCAGCAUUUGCUCUGAUAAUACUAUUCUUAUAGAUUGGUAAAUCUAUAAGCUGCUGGGUGCAUGAGAAUCUAUGUUUGUGUUUUGUAUCCGUUUUCUAUUGCUGCUAUAAAAUAAUUACCACAUAUGUAGUUGCUUAAAACAAUAAAAAUGUAUUACCUUAUA
Messenger RNA from Pteropus alecto (black flying fox), 5273 nucleotides. RefSeq names its product protocadherin beta 8 (gene PCDHB8). The record is from RefSeq and is a predicted model, not a curated record. Gene Ontology annotation, biological process: homophilic cell-cell adhesion. NCBI's taxonomy places the organism in Eukaryota, Metazoa, Chordata, Mammalia, Chiroptera, Pteropodidae. Gene Ontology annotation, molecular function: calcium ion binding. The coding region runs from base 395 to 2797 and encodes 800 amino acids. The transcript has a single exon. Gene Ontology annotation, cellular component: plasma membrane.